Messenger RNA from Suillus plorans, 276 nucleotides. RefSeq lists its product as uncharacterized. The coding region runs from base 1 to 276 and encodes 91 amino acids. The record is from RefSeq and is a predicted model, not a curated record. NCBI's taxonomy places the organism in Eukaryota, Fungi, Basidiomycota, Agaricomycetes, Boletales, Suillaceae. The transcript is spliced from 3 exons.
AUGUCUUCACAUCAUCGUCCUGGCGUGGCGUCGAGCUCCUCUGACCCCCCUGACUCAGAUUCAAUCUAUGCGCGUGGUUCUUCAGUAACAUCAUUCGAUUCUUCUCCCCAACCUGUCAAAAUUGGGAAGCGCAAGUCAACAUCAGAGCCAUCGAAAUCCAGCAAACGGAAACGCAAGGCUCCAGAAAAUAGUGGAGAAGAGCUCGAAAUACAUGAUGUCAAGGCUAAGGCAUCUAAACCCAUAGAAAGGAUAAUCGCAAGGAAAAGGGUGCUUUAA